AUGCAGCAUCCAGCUCUGAUCCUCGUCAGCCGCUCGGACGACGCAGCCUACCGGGAUCUCAGAAUCAAUAUCAAAGUCAUCGUCGGACUCCUCCUCGACCUCUACGUGCGCCGACAUCCAGUACCUCGCGGAGAGAAGUGCAGUGAUAUACCCAACUUCGACCUCCUGGACCCCUCCAGACUUCCCUCUACAGAGCAGCUCCGUACCCGCCUCCACAGCAGCAUUACCACAGGCCUACAAAGCUGCGGCGUGAAGCACGUGAAGCGCUACAUCUGGCUGCGCAGCAUCGAGAGUAACAGCCCGGUCACUGGUUAA
Messenger RNA from Fulvia fulva, 315 nucleotides. RefSeq lists its product as uncharacterized. NCBI's taxonomy places the organism in Eukaryota, Fungi, Ascomycota, Dothideomycetes, Mycosphaerellales, Mycosphaerellaceae. The transcript has a single exon. The record is from RefSeq and is a predicted model, not a curated record. The coding region runs from base 1 to 315 and encodes 104 amino acids.